Schizophyllum commune H4-8 is the source of this 618-nucleotide messenger RNA. RefSeq lists its product as uncharacterized. The annotation marks the transcript as partial. The record is from RefSeq and is a predicted model, not a curated record. NCBI's taxonomy places the organism in Eukaryota, Fungi, Basidiomycota, Agaricomycetes, Agaricales, Schizophyllaceae. The transcript has a single exon.
AUGUAUCACGACAAGCGGUUUCAAUUAGAUCCUGCUUUCAUUUUCGUCGCGUUCAGCCACUUUCAGAUUCGGGAUGCGACGACGCAGAGCUUUCUGGUCGCCCGCCGAAGCCAAUUCGAGGCGGUCUCUCAACGGCUUCUGUCCGUCAACCCCGCAGUUCUCCAGCGCAUCGUUAACCGUGCUAAGACUGGUGAGAGGGUGAUUCCAGCCACAGACGAAGAGAAACUGUGCUAUCGUGUCCUUCAAGAUAUGGAGAGUGUUGCGGCUAAAGUUGACGGAUCUUCCGCAGGCAGGAAAUGGAUGAGAACGGAAAUAUGGUCCCUAAUUGCCCAUCUUGGAUCCCCUAUCUGGUACAUAACGAUUGCGCCAACAGAUAUCAAACAUCCACUGUGCUUCUACCUUGCAGACGCCAAACAAGCGUUCAAGCCUAACUUACAACCUCCGACGACUGACGAGGAGCGAGACCAUCGCUUUCGCGCUGUAGUGAACAACCCAGUAGCAGGCGCGCGUUUCUUUCACUUCGCCGUCGAAGGAUUCAUUAAGCACGUCCUUGGUGUUGACUCGGGACAUGAUGGUAUCUUUGGCGAGACGAGUGGGUACUACGCGACUGUCGAGCAG